GGAAUGAAUCGUCUUGGGAUGAGAUGUUUUGGGAUAAGAUGUCUUAGGAGAAGUUGCCUAAUGGAUUUAUUGUCUUGAGAUGAGUUAUUUUGGGAUGCGUUGUCAACCAGCCGAUUCCAGAGUCCGAUCAGGGAGUCCGAUGAUUAAUUUCGUUUCAUGUUAAGUUGAGAAUAUAGACACAUCCGGGUGGAGAAGCUUACACAAAAGCAUUUAACCGAUUAAUAUAAAAGGAGGCCAGUGUGAGAUUGAUACUAAACUCAUGUAGCCUUUGGGACGACUCUUAUAUGGAUAUUGAAAUUUCAUAUCAUUAGCAGUUAUUUCCAUAGAUUGCAUUCUAUGAUUUUUAACAUAACUAAGGGGUAUACACGUACCCCACCAAACACCUUUUAAAUGAGGGCUGAUUGGACAUCUCAGGUGUUGAACCAAGAUAGACUCGUCCUGCUGUUUGCAAACUAUAGCUUCCUAUCAUGUAUCGUUAUGAUGUUCAUAGUCUUCCUUUUCUUCUUGGCUCAGACCAGCACUGAUGAAAUAGACCUCUUCAGUUUGAACGUGCUUCUGGUCUAUACUUUUAUGUUUACAAACAUUGCUCUCGCAAACUACUUUGUUUAUACCAUACAAAUCCAUAAAGAGAUUCGAGUGAUUUUACAAUAGGUCCAGAGAGUUGACCUCUAAAACGUGACAAUGGACAAUCCAUAUAAUGAUCCUGGACCUGGUGGUGUAAAGGAGGAAGUUUUCUUUGAUCUGCUUAGCCCUAGUAGUAGCUUUGGUUGCUCCAGUCUCAAAGACCCAAAUGGUUUAUCAGAUAACUGUAUCAUCAGUGCCAUUAUUCUUUCGCAUUGGGAUAACAUAAUGGGGCCGAGGAUUAUACAUCUCUGGAGUAACACAUACAAUCAAGAAGCCACCCCUGCUCAGUUAAAGACCCUGCGCUUUGUGGCAAAUCAUACGCUUAGUGGAGAAAUCACCAGAGAUCUUAGCGAUCGAACAAUUGAUGAUAAAUUCUAUGUUAUUCAAGAAAAGUCAAUAUCAGUGACAUCAUUUAUAUUUGGUGCUAAGUCAACUGUAGGAAAGUGUGUGCAUUCACUAUCAUUAGUGGUGCCUCUAGAACAUUUAGAAACCUAUCUUAAAUGGCAUGACCUCUGUGUAAUUUGGAUGAAAAGGCUGAUUAGUAGGCUGAAAGUUCUACAAUCUAUAGACCCUGGUAAUGGUGCUAUAGGAGAGUUUUCAAUGCCAAAGAACAUCCAAAGCUUUAUACAAAUGCUAAGAUCACUCAGUAUGCUAGCUCUGCCAUCAACAAUAAAUAUCUCUACCACCCUGCUCCGCUCAGACCAUCCCAUUGAGAAUGCCUUCCUGCGUAAAGCCAUUGCAGCUCAUCUAGUAACAUGUGGUCACAGUAUAGUAGUCGGCAAAAUAAAGAGCCAGUUAAACACACUAGUUAGAACUCUGGCUCUUUUCCUUGGUGCUACGGAACGUCAUUGCUCAAGACUUGCCACAUCAGACAACCCUAGAUUCCCUUACCAUUCGGACCUUAGCAUACAGGCCAUUAUCAAGGAUGAUAAUGACACAACCAAUAUCCCCUCUAUUGAUGUGUUAUGCAGUAAAUUCCCAUCAGCUUUGAUUGACAUGUCAACCAAAGAAAUUCAUGUGACACAGCCCUGUCACAUCCACAGUGUGCGACGUUAUGAAAUGAUGAAGCAAGAUUUGACUUGUCUUUGGGCUGAGCAUAGAGAGGAUAAGGUCUAUCCAACGAGUGAAAUAUUCAAGCCGUAUAAUGAGGGUGAAACCUUAGUUGGAAAACUUCUCUGUGAACUUGCAGAAUUGAAGGCAAGCUGUGGAAUACGGGAGACCUAUAUUGAGCAGUUCAUCAUGUCUUUAGAACGCAGAGCCCUUUCUCUCAUAAAGCUUGUAGAACUAGACACGAACAGGGGAAAAACAAAGUGCAAUGUUAAUAAAAUUAAGAAAGAUAUGACUUUAACUCAAGAGGGAGAUUUCCACAUAGUAUUAUCAACAGCAGAAAAGUUGCAGCCAGGGAUGUAUGCUGCUGUUUAUGGGGAUCCCAAACAGAUCACUGAGAACUUUACAUAGCUGGACUAUCCUCAUUUACAAUAUAGAGAAACACCAGGAGACAGAAAUGUAGCAUAUAUCCAGAAUUUGUUGUGUAAUUUGAAACCUUCAAAUUAGAAGUGGAAUCAUGUUGUCCAUACAUAUCUGUCAUCAUUCAGUUUUGGUAAAUCUUAUCAAUAUUAUGGCUGUGCCAUUAUUUAGUAGAUAGAAUAGCACUAUGUUGAAUAUACUUGCAAGGUGACUCACAGGGCUUAUUGAUGCAUGGGUAGGCCUAUAAAAAAUACUGUUGAACGACUUGUUCAUAAAACUCAAAGUAGCACUCACUGUGAGAAUUUCUGUUGCAGAAAAGUAAAUACUUUCCAAAAUCAGCACCACAAGUUAACAGUUAAGCAAGUGUAGUAACCCAGAACUGUGAUAUUGUAAUCUUAACAAUGUUAAUGUCACAAAAGACAUUGUAAAGUACUAAACUUAUAAAGACAUAUACUUAUAUGAGAAAUGCAGUAAUGUUGUCAGUCCUGUACAAAUACCAGUUGUAUAUCUAGGGCCUUGUUACAUAAUGCAGAGAAUUCCUAGUCAUGUACAAUUGGAAAUUCGAAAUACUUAAAUUAAUUCUUUUUCUCAGGCUUUGUAUCCUUGUAAAUGUAUACUAGUAUGUACUAUGUAGUUUAAGUCGCAUCUAAGUAGUAGUAAUGGCUGUAGAAUGAAUCAGUUGCUUCUGACUUUAAUAUUGUCCUUAGAAAGAAAUCUAAAGGAAAGUUUGUAUUUUGUGAUGUGCUGUGUACCUGUGUGUUGAUUUUUAUGUCACCACCACAAUUUGCAAAAACUUACAAGGUGGUGACAUUUUUUCAUGGUAAUGGCUUAAUGCCUUUUAAUGGCUUGCAUCAAGACCCUGUAUCAACCCCACACCCAUUCUCUCUAUCCCAGUGGGAAUAGGGGGGGGGGGGAUUGACAGAUUCUUAAUGAAAGACUAUUGAUUUUACAUCAUAUAAUUAUUAAAUUGUAUCGUAUAUAUGAUGGGUAUCGACCAGACCAUAUUUAUAAGCAAGCCAAGUGGUAUGUUAAGCUUAACAUGGAUCCACAAAUGCUUGCUAUAUCGUCAGCUCAGAACACACUUGGUGUAUCUGAAAAAAGUUUUGAGUUAAGCACAGAUUCUGAAUGAGGAGACGAUAUAGUGAGGUCUGGUUAUACUAUAGUGCCCAGGCAUGUGAUGUCAAUGUAAAUUAAAAUAAAUUAUGUUCAAUAACUUACUGGUAUGUGAAAGUGAAUGAUAUUAAAGUAAUAUAAUUGUGAUAGUGAUAAUAAUAAAAAGUAAUAUUUUAAAAA
This is a messenger RNA of Owenia fusiformis, 3384 nucleotides long. NCBI's taxonomy places the organism in Eukaryota, Metazoa, Annelida, Polychaeta, Sabellida, Oweniidae. The record is from the annotation of a GenBank genome assembly.